Molecule: messenger RNA, 453 nt
Organism: Cryptomeria japonica (Japanese cedar)
Lineage: Eukaryota; Viridiplantae; Streptophyta; Pinopsida; Cupressales; Cupressaceae
Exons: 1
Coding region: 1-453 (150 amino acids)
Molecular function (GO): nucleic acid binding; RNA-DNA hybrid ribonuclease activity
Source: RefSeq, a predicted model, not a curated record
AUGAACUUCGACAGCGCCUCACGAGGGAACCCAGGCCCCUCGGGCGCAGGUUAUAUUGUAGGGGAUGACAGGGGUGAUCUUGUCGUGGGCGCCUCGGUCAAGCUGCCAGACGGUUCAAACAAUGAUGUCGAGUAUGCUGCUAUAUUAGCAGGGCUCUCAAAAUGCAUUGAGAUGGGACUGGACAACAUUGACAUUGAGGGAGUCUCCCUCAAUGUCGCACGGACUGUAGCACACAGAGAGCCGCCGAGUUGGAUGGGCAGAAUGUGGAUGGAGGUCAUCUGUGUACUGGCAGACAGACUAAACAGUUUCUCCAUAAGCCAUGUAUACAGGGAGGCGAAUAAAUGUGCGGACUUCCUUUCAAAUCAUGCGAUCGAUCGGCAGGACAUCCAGAUCGUGUCUAAGGAAAUGAAGGCGUGGCGGGAAACUCUAACCAGACUGUUUGGCAGAGGAUGA